CAUGCGGAUGCGGGCAGGGGGGCGGGCACCCCCCCCCCCGCCCGGGAUGGUUCGGCCCCGCGCCCCCGCGCGGCGCGUGGUUCAGCCCGAGCCCGGAGGGUCCGUCAGCGGCGGGAGCGGCGCGAGGGGGAGAGAGAGAGAGAGAGGGAUGUCCAGCUCGCCGUUGUCCAAGAAGCGCCGCGUGUCUGGAUCUGAGCCGAAGACGGGUUCGAACUGCUCCUCUGGCAACUCCGUACAGAGUGACCCGCGCACAGCGCCCGCCAACGGCAUGGCUAAGAAUGGCAGUGACGUCGACAUCGACGAGGGCCUGUACUCCAGGCAGCUGUACGUGCUGGGCCACGAGGCCAUGAAGCGGCUGCAGAACGCCAGCGUCCUGGUGUCAGGGCUGCGGGGGCUGGGCGUGGAGAUCGCCAAGAACAUCAUCCUGGGCGGCGUCAAGUCGGUCACCCUGCACGACACCGAGCCCGCCCAGUGGGCAGACCUGGCCUCCCAGUUCUACCUGCGGGAGGAGGACUUGGGGAAGAACCGGGCCGAGGUCUCCCAGCCGCGCCUGGCCGAGCUCAACUCCUACGUGCCUGUCAGCGUCCACACCGGGGCCCUCACCGAGGACUUUCUGAGCCCGUUCCAGGUCGUGGUUCUCACCAACUCGCCUCUGGAGGAGCAGCUGCGGGUCGGGGGAAUCUGCCACAGCAAGGGCAUCAAGAUGGUGGUAGCCGACACCAGGGGGCUCUUCGGCCAGCUCUUCUGUGACUUCGGGGACGACAUGGUUGUGACAGACACCAACGGGGAGCAGCCGCUCAGCGCCAUGAUCUCCAUGAUCACCAAGGGCUGCCCGGGGGAGGUGACCUGCCUGGACGAGGCUCGGCACGGCUUUGAGAGCGGGGACUUCGUCUCUUUCACGGAGGUGGAUGGCAUGAAGGAGCUCAACCACUGCCCCCCCAUGGAGAUCAAAGUGCUGGGGCCCUACACCUUCAGCAUCGGCGACACCAGCAACUUCUCCGAGUACGUGCGGGGGGGCAUCGUCUCCCAGGUCAAGAUGCCCCAGAAGAUCAGCUUUCUCCCCUCUCCCCAGAGGAACAGCCGUUACGAUGGGCAGAUCGCCGUGUUCGGGGCCGACCUGCAGGCCAAGCUGGGGCAGCAGAAGUAUUUUCUGGUGGGCGCCGGUGCCAUCGGCUGCGAGCUGCUGAAGAACUUUGCCCUGCUGGGGCUGGCGUGCGGGGACGGCGGGGAGGUGACCGUGACCGACAUGGACACCAUCGAGAAAUCCAACCUCAACCGCCAGUUCCUCUUCCGGCCCUGGGACGUCACGAAAAUGAAGUCUGACACCGCAGCGGCCGCGGUGCGGCAGAUGAACCCCAACAUCCACAUCACGAGCCACCAGGACCGCGUGGGGCCCGACACGGAGCGCGUCUACGACGACGACUUCUUCGAGGGCCUGGACGGCGUGGCCAACGCGCUGGACAACGUGGACGCCAGGAUGUACAUGGACCGCCGGUGCGUCUAUUACCGAAAGCCCCUGCUGGAGUCUGGCACGCUGGGCACCAAGGGCAACGUCCAGGUGGUGAUCCCCUUCCUGACGGAGUCGUACAGCUCCAGCCAGGACCCGCCCGAGAAAUCCAUCCCCAUCUGCACCCUCAAGAACUUCCCCAACGCCAUUGAGCACACGCUGCAGUGGGCCCGGGACGAGUUCGAAGGCCUCUUCAAGCAGCCGGCGGAGAGCGUCAACCAGUACAUCUCAGACCCCAAGUUCAUGGAGCGCACGCUCAAGCUGCCGGGCACGCAGCCCCUGGAGGUGCUGGAGGCCGUCAACAAGAGCCUGGUGAGCGAACGGCCCCGGAGCUGGGCCGACUGCGUGGGCUGGGCCUGUCGCCACUGGCACUGUCAGUACAGCAACAACAUCCGCCAGCUGCUGCACAACUUCCCGCCCCACCAGAAGACCAACUCCGGCACCCUGUUCUGGUCAGGGCCCAAGAGAUGUCCCCACCCCCUCACCUUCGACAACAGCAACCCCCUGCACAUGGAUUACAUCGUGGCGGCGGCGAAUCUCUUUGCCCAGACCUACGGCAUCACGGGCACGCGGGACGUGGGCGCCGUGGCCGAGCUGCUGCACCAGGUGCAGGUGCCCGAGUUCACGCCCAAGUCCGGCGUGCGGAUCCACAUCUCGGACCAGGAGCUGCAGAACGCCAAUGCCUCCGUCGACGAUAGCCGGCUGGAAGAGCUGAAAUCCAGCCUGCCCAACCCGGAGGACCUGCAGAGCUUCCGCAUGUACCCCAUUGACUUCGAGAAGGACGACGACGCUAAUUUCCACAUGGAUUUCAUCGUGGCGGCGUCAAACCUGCGGGCUGAGAACUACGACAUCCCACCCGCCGACCGGCACAAGAGCAAGCUGAUCGCUGGGAAGAUCAUCCCAGCCAUUGCCACGACGACGGCAGCGGUGGUGGGGCUGGUGUGUCUGGAGCUGUACAAAGUGGUGCAGGGCCACAAGCGGCUGGAGUCCUACAAGAACGGCUUCCUCAACCUGGCCCUGCCUUUCUUCGGCUUCUCCGAACCCAUCGCCUGCCCCCGCAAUAAGUACUACGACAUUGAGUGGACGCUGUGGGACCGGUUCGAGGUGCAGGGGGUUCAGCCCAGCGGGGAGGAGAUGACGCUGCGCCAGUUCCUGGCCUAUUUCAAGAGCGAGCACCGGCUGGAGAUCACCAUGCUGUCGCAGGGCGUCUCCAUGCUCUACUCCUUCUUCAUGCCGCCCACCAAGCUGCGUGAGCGCCACGACCAGCCGAUGACGGAGAUCGUGACCAAGGUGUCGAAGAAGAAGAUCGGGCGGCACGUCAAGGCCCUGGUCUUCGAGCUCUGCUGCAAUGACGACAGCGAGUGCGACAUCGAGGUGCCCUACGUCCGCUACACCAUCCGCUAGGGGCAGGGCCUCCCCACGCCCCGCCCCCUGGGCUCACGGGGCGGGGCCUCCCCACACCUGCCCCCCACGGUUAAAGUGAUGCAAAACAUGGACAAAAGGGCCUCCCCCCAGGAAUUGGUCUGAGGUUUGGGGCUGAGGAGGGGGGGGGGUCCUGCCCCCCUUCCCCGCUGGGAACCCCCCCCAUGAUCCUGUUCAUGUUCUUGAGGCGCUUUAACCCCGCCCCCUUACUGUUAGUCGUGUUGUCUUGACUCCGCCCCUGCACCCCCUCCCCCCACACACUCACUUGCUCACCGAUGGGGGAUGGGGUGUCUCUUGCCCUGCGGUGCCGGUUCUGUAUGGGGGGGGGCACGGCAGCGGGGGAGCCCUCCCCCCUGCUGCUGGAGCUGGUGUCCGUCUGCUGCUUGCCCGGCCAGCGGUGGCGGCUGGGGGGGGUUAGUGCAGAACUGGUGAGAGGAAUUACUGAAUAAAUAGACGUUUGCAAAACCUG
Molecule: messenger RNA, 3398 nt
Organism: Trachemys scripta elegans
Lineage: Eukaryota; Metazoa; Chordata; Testudines; Emydidae
Gene: UBA1
Product: ubiquitin like modifier activating enzyme 1
Exons: 23
Coding region: 2-2911 (969 amino acids)
Biological process (GO): protein sumoylation
Cellular component (GO): cytoplasm; SUMO activating enzyme complex
Molecular function (GO): SUMO activating enzyme activity
Source: RefSeq, a predicted model, not a curated record